UAAAUAUUAUUGUGAAACGGUAACAAUUGACUUGUCCGCUAUUUCUUUUUUUGCUUUUCUUUUUUUGUAAUUUAUCGCAUCUGGGUGUAAAUCGAGCAUAUUAUCCGUUCCUUUUCGGCUGUGGAGGGGCUGGAUCUGGAAGGCGAAAAUGUCAAAUCGAGAUUUUGAAAAAAGUGAAAAAAAGUUUGUGAAAAGCCCCCUUGGCAAGGGGAUCAGAGGAACGGGCAAAUAAACGCACAAUAGAACGGACCGAAUGUGUAUUUAAUCGCGCCCGUGUCGAAUGAGAAAAGCGCAAUAAAACGGCCGAAGGUUGUUGUCGACGAUUUAGAGCGCAGACCUUGACGUCUCCUCUGUUGUCUCAUUUCAGGUUUGACGGGCGUUAAACUAUAUAAUUUUAACUCCGACUCGGAUCAUUUUUCCUCUUUUAGAGGCGAUUUCGAGCCGAGUUUCUUUCUCGUCGGGCCUCCGGCUGAUUUCGACGAGGCUGCCGUCUCCGCUCCGGAUCGGCCCCUUCGCCACUUCCAUAAGGAUUCAGAAGCAGAGUAUCUCUCUCAUCAAAAUGCUUCUACUACUACACUUUACUCUUUACUCUAGAGAAAAUCUGAACUGAUUAUUUAGGCUAGGUAGAAUAACGUUUGCAACUAAUUUUCAAAAAUUAGUCGGUAGUUUUUGUAUAGAUAAACAGGAUCAAAUUUAUCAAUAAAAAAACAAACAGUGCUUUCAUUUUGAAGUAGACAGUGUGUUAAUCUUUGACUGAAUUUAACACAGCGGUUGUACUUCGAAUUUGUGGCUGGCGAUGCAAUGAGCAGUAGUCACCGAACUUACAGAAGGACAUGUAACAAUAAUUUAAGUGUAGACAAAACAGGGAAUAACAGCGGGACAACUGGUUUGUUUAGCGACUGUGAUGAAAGCCGAGGUGGUUUCACAUCGGCAGUUGGCUGUCGCUUGACAUUACCAUCAAUAAGUAACAGAACCAAUUAUAACAGAACCAAAUUUCCUAGAGAUAUUAUCUGUAAUAGUGUGUUUUCUUCUCCUAGAGAACCAAUUUGUAUACAGAAGCCUUUAAAGUCACCUAGACCUAGAACAACCGCUUUAAAAACGGGGUCUAGCCUUGGACAGACUUCUUCAAAGGUGUCGCUUCCCAAAGUGACAGGUAGAGGGAGGCGUGGGGAAUCCCCAGUGGAGAUAGGAGGGGACAAGAAGUCCUCCCCACCGCCCAACGAUUCAUCGCAGCCGGUGGAAGAGGAAUUAUCGGACAAGAAAGAGGGUAAGGGAAAAAACCGGAGGGUCAGAAAGAAGGACGACAAUGAAGAAGUACAGUCUGAAAAUGAUGGCGGAGGAGCCGGGGGAACAGCAAUGCUUUCUGUCAACCCUGAGCUUUCUGAGAAGCAAGCUGAGGGUGCUGACCCCGAAGUUGAUGUUGGCAGUGAAAAAAUGUCAACCCAUAAAGAGAAGGCACAGGAAGAGGAUGAGGAGAAAGCUAUAGGAGUUUCUCCAGAUGGAAGGUUCCUUAAAUUUGAGGAUGAGAUUGGGAGGGGUAGUUUUAAAACUGUAUAUAAAGGUUUAGACACACAAACGGGAGUAGCUGUAGCAUGGUGCGAGUUGCAAGAAAAAAAAUUGAAUAAAAGUGAACGGCAGAGGUUUAGAGAAGAGGCUGAAAUGUUGAAGGGUUUACAGCAUCCGAACAUCGUCAGGUUUUAUGACUAUUGGGAAGUGACAUUAACAAAACGGAAAUAUAUUGUUCUUGUCACAGAACUAAUGACUUCUGGGACACUUAAAACGUAUCUUCGGCGUUUCAAAAAGAUUAACCCAAAAGUACUGAAAUCUUGGUGUCGCCAGAUCCUCAAAGGAUUACUUUUCCUUCACAGCCGUUCACCUCCUAUAAUUCACAGGGAUUUGAAGUGUGACAAUAUUUUCAUAACGGGGACAUCGGGGAGUGUCAAAAUUGGGGACUUGGGUCUUGCGACGUUAAAAAAUAGAUCAUUUGCUAAGUCUGUGAUUGGAACACCGGAAUUUAUGGCACCUGAAAUGUAUGAAGAACACUAUGAUGAGAAUGUUGAUGUUUAUGCUUUUGGCAUGUGCAUGUUAGAAAUGGCAACUUCCGAAUAUCCUUAUUCUGAAUGCUCUGGUCCUGCUCAAAUUUAUAAAAAAGUGAUAAGUGGCAUUAAGCCACAGAGUUUUGAUAAGGUUGAAAAUCCAGAAGUUAGAGAGAUAAUAGAACAGUGUAUACGACUGAAAAGGGAGGAACGUCCUGGAAUCAAGGAACUUCUGAACCAUGUCUUCUUUGCUGAUGACAUUGGUUUAAAGCUCGAUCUUGUUUCGAGGGAAGAAGCUAUAGCUGGAGAUAGUUCUAAAGUUGAAUUUAGACUAAGGGUUUUAGAUCCAAAGAAAAGGAGUAAUAAGUAUAAAGAGAAUGAAGCAAUUCAGUUUGAUUUUGAUGUAGAAAUGGAUAAUGCAGAGGAAGUUGCUAAAGAAAUGGCCAAAGGUGGUAUUAUUAAUGAUGAUGAUGCUCGCACAGUAGAAAAAAUGCUUAUAGCCCAAAUAACAUCUUUAAAGAAAGCGAGAGAAGAUAGAAAACACCAAAUUGAAUGUGCUUAUGAUGAUGAGGCUGGUGUUAUUGAUGUGCAUGGAGUUAUGGCUGAAGGAACAUACAGCAUUUCAGAGCCAAUAAUGAUACAUGCAGACAGAGUCGUUCAAGAAGGGAUGAUGAUGUCACCCUCUCAGCAAGAAAAUUUUCUCCAAACACCAAACUUAAAUCAAUUUAUUAUUGAUGAAAGACAAUAUGAUAUGUCAAGAUCUGCUGGGGUCACUCCCCUUUUAGGGCAGUUGCCCACGGAGGCCAACUUCUCUUUGGAUCAAGAUGUUCACAGGAUUUCCACUAGUCAACCGCCUGCGAUGCAAUUACAGUACGAUCAGCAGUCCCAGGUGACACAGGAUAAUAUGCAGCAGAGGAUUUCUACUGUUCAGCAGCCGGUCCUGUCCCAGGUUCCACCUGAACACAUGAUUCAACCUUCUCAGGUGCAAGUGUCCACUCAACAGGAAAACAUCCAGAGGGUGUCAACAGUUCAAACUCCACAGGUAAUGACAGAAAAUGUGCAGAGGGUAUCUACUGUUCAGCCUCCUCAGUAUGACAUACAAAUGGGCAAUGACCCUAUGCACAUAAUGACUUCACAGCACCAAACAAUCCAGCAGCCGCAGCAUUAUGAAAUUUCUCAAAUUCAACAGGUACAAACACCUUUACAACAGUAUGACAAUCAACAGAUGCAACAGGAAAGCAUGCAGCGUAUAUCAACUGUUCAGCCUCCACAGUUGACACAACCGAUAUCGCAGAUGACUCAAGUUCAACAAGAUAUCCAACAACAAAGAAUUUCAACAGUGCAUCCACCACAAGUGCAGCAGUUGAAUACUGACAAUUUACAACAGAGAAUUUCUACUGUCCAGCCUCCUCAAAUGCAACAGUAUGAUCAAGAUAUCCAUCAAAGGAUGUCCACUGUACAACCUCCCCAAAUGCAUCAUUUUAAUCAACAAUAUGAAAUGCCUCAAGUGCAACAAAAUGAAAAUGUCCACAGGAUGUCAACUGUGCAGGCACCCCAAGUUCAACAGAUCCAGUCAUCUCAAAUUCAAUAUGAAUCAAAUGUACAGAAUGACAUGCAGCACCGAAUAUCAACAAUACAACCGCCUCAACAGUAUGAUUUACAACAGAUGUCACAAGAUGCUCACCGUGUAUCUUCUGUUCAGCCUCCUCAAGUUCAACAAUUGCCACAGACAAUGCAAAAUGACUCAAUGCAACAGAGAAUAUCAACUGUACAAGCACCUCAAGUAUCUCAACUUCAACAAGGUUAUUCUACGCCUCAAGGAGACAAUUAUCAGAGGGUGCCUGUAGUUCAGUCAUCACAGUGUCAACAGCAGGUUCCUGAUUGUAUGCAGCAUAGGGUGUCUACAGUUCAGCAACCUCAAAUACAACAUUACGAGCAACCCCAACAGCUUCACCAAGAUGGAAUGCAACAGAGGAUGUCAGUAGUACAGCCUCCUCAGAUGCAGCAGUAUGAAACACAUACAAUGAAUCUUCCUCAAAUGCAACUUUUUGAUACGCAACAGAUGCAACAACCUCAGAUUCCUCAAUAUGAUAAUAAACAGCAGACCCAACAAAUUCAACAGCCUCAAAUGUCACAAUACGAUGCUCAGCUACAGCAAUCGCAGAUGCAACAACAAAUUCAGUCAGUGAAUCAACAACAGAUUCAAGCUGAUCGUGUACAUAUUAUGUCUUCAGUUCAAGUGCCACAUGAACAACCCCAACGUAUGUCAACAGUACAACCUCCCCAAAUGGAACAAAUUCAGCAGCACAUGGCGCAAGACCAAAUGCAGUGUAUGACUUCUGUUCAACAACCACAUCACCAACAACAGUUAUCACAAGAACAGGUGCGUAGUAUGUCAACUGUGCAAGCUCCUCAGAUUAUUCAUGAACAAGUACGGAGCCUCUCAACUGUUCAUCCUCCUCAAAUUACUACAGAACAAAUUCGUAGCAUGUCUACUGUUCAACCACCUCAUAUACAACAAGAACAAAUGAGAAGCAUGUCAACUGUGCAGCCCCCGCAGCAGUUAACACAGGAACAUGUGAGAAAUUUGUCUACUGUACAACCUCCACAAAUCACACAGGACCAGGUUCGAAGUAUGUCAACUGUGCAGCCUCCUCAUUUGCAACAAGAACAAAUACACAGCAUGCCAACAGUACAGCAAUCACGUAUACAACAAGAACAAGUACGCAGCAUGUCUACAAUUCAAUCAUCUCAGGUGCCAGUAGAACAAGUUCGUACUAUAGCGAGCACACCUCAGAUGCCACAAGAGUCUCAAGUUAGGAGUCUACCAGCAAUGCAGCAACAACCACAAAUUCCACAAGAACAUGUUCGAAGUAUGUCAACUGUCCAUCCUCCACAAAUUCAACCAGAGCAAGUAAGGAGUAUGUCAACAGUACAGCCUCCUACAAAUAUUCAGGCUCAGAUGAACCACGAACAUGUUCAACACAUGCAGAUGCAGGACCAAAUUCAGCUGACUUCUCAUAUACAGUCAGACAUUCAAAUGCAGCAACAAAUUCAACAGGACCCAAUGCAUAGAGCAUCGACAGUUCGAAGUACUCCAUUACCUCCUGAACAAAUGCAAGGAAUGCCAUCUGUCCAACAGUCUCAAAUGCCUCCCAUUCAACCGACACAGAUUACACCAGAACACAUGCAUCAAAUAAGCAAUGUUCAAGUACAGCAAAUACAACAACCUCAAAUUCAAAACCAGACAUUUGAAAAUAACCAGCAGAUCCAGUUAGACAACAACCAGAUGCAGCAAAUGAUUUCAUCUGUUCAGCAUCCUCAGUAUGAUUCACAAACAUCUCAGUUGGUUUCUCAAAUCCAACAGUCUCAAAUACCUUCCCAACAGCAGCAACAUAUUCAAGCAGAGAUGCAACAGAGGAUGUCUUCUGUGCAACCUCCACAGCUGUAUGAUAUACAGCAGUUAGGAAUACAACACCAAUAUCAAGACAUGCAUCGUAUUUCCACCGUGCAAGCACCCAAUUUAGAUCCUUCACCACUUACUAACACAGUGCAGCCACCUAACAUGUUAUUAAUGCCACAGCAAGUCGAUCAAACUUUAAAGGACCAGAUUACACCCCUUUUAGAAAUGCCCAGGAUGGAAAGUGGGGGAGUCUCCCCUAUGGUCGCAUCUGAACCGACAACAAUCUCCUACACAAGUAUGAGUUCUAGUCAACAACAGCCAUCGGAACAUUUUCCUAUUCAGAAUACAUCCGAAUCCACUACACCUCAGAGCCAGGAGACUUUACCAUCUUUUCCGUUGCAACAGCAACAGUCAUGCCAAACUUACCAAACCAUUUCUCAGCAACAACAGCAGCAGCCACAAAUGUUGGCACAACAUUUUCCCACUCAGCAAAUAAUUCAAGAGCAACAGAUCAUGAAUAAAGACUCUCCUGUUUAUCAUACUCAACAAAUGGAUAUGAGGCAUGGUUUUCAACCAUUGCCGAAUGAACAGGUCCAACAAAUCAAAGCUGCAGCCAUUUCAGGCCAGGGUGCAAAAGGACAGAGGAGUAUAAGCACUGUUCUACCUCCUUCCACGCAAACUAUCAGUGAGCAUGAAGCAAACCUAAGAAGACACUCUGCUGAAGCUAUCCCAGCACACUCGGAUCUACCCAAAGCAGAUGCCGUGGACACAACAGCGGAACAGGGGUCAGAAGAAGCAAAUGGUGCCUCUACACAGGAUGGGGAUCAAAGUGGUGGAGCUGGUGUGAAAAAAGGUCCUGUAAAACGACGCAGCAGAGCGAAUGGGCCAAAACUGAGUGUACUAUCUGCCUCUGAAGGAAAUGUUGAGUGCCAGCUUGAAACUGGAAAGCAGAAGACGAUUACGUUCAAGUUUUCUAUGGAAGAUGUUGUUCCUAUUGAUAUCUCCAAUGACCUCGUGCAGAGGAAACUUCUGGGCUCUUCUCAGGCCGAUCUCUUAGUGGAGCAGUUAAAUGAAGUUAUUCGGCAGUUGAAAGAACAUCCGACAAAACUCCCAAUUCUUGAACCACCUCCAAGCCCUGCAAGAAAACCACCAUCAUCUAGGGUGCGGCAUUGGUCGUUGACAAGGCACAGGGCUCUUGUCACUCCGCACAGGCACUUCAGAUCGAAAGAUGAAAGUCCUCCAUCAGAGCUGGAUACGAACGUCUCAAGUUCAAGCCCCAACAGUACCCCUAUGAGAAAAAUAUCUAGGUUUUUAGUUAGCCCUGUAGUUGAAUCAUCGACAAAAGUUGUUGCGCCAAAAGAAAUAUUAGAAUCUGCUGAGCACCAUGAAUCUGACCAUCUACCAACUUCUGUAGAAGCUGAGGAAAAUGGAGGUGGAGGUGAUGGAGAUAUGGGCUCUGGGGACACAGAUAUAAACACACACACAAAACUUUCACAUCAUAAUUCUCUUGAUAGUAGUAACAGUGGCCCAGUGACUAUUGCAGAUUUGCACCAAAAGCUAGUGCAGCUGACUUGCCAGCCAUGUGAGCUUUCGCUGGGAGGGACGCCACCGUCCCACCCGGCCACACCACAUGCUCAGUCCUCGUAUGAUACCUACAUGCACACUCUGCAGCAGAAACUUGCUUCGAUAUCAAUGGCAGGAGGACAUGCAAUUUCUGGAGCUUCCCCACAAAAUACAGUCCAUGGGCAUAGUGGAGGGCCCUCAAGUGACGAAGCACUUGAUACAUCAUCAGUAUUAUCAGUAGCAGAAGCAGAAAUCAAAUGUGAGGACACAAUGGUCGCUGAAGGAAAAAUGGUGACUUCGAAUUUUCCAAGUUGUGUUGAAUCAAUUGUGGGCUCGCCAGUAUCGAAAGAAGACAAAACUAAAAAAAAUCCACCAUCUGACCUCCAAAAUCUUGAACAGGAGUUGGCCAAGCUGAGUAGUGGAUAUAAACGUGAAGGUGGCUCAAAUAGUUCUCAGUUUUCUUUACAUCUAACUGAAGGUGUGGAUGAUGGUGAACACAGUUCUCACGCUCCAGUUAGAAAAGUGUCGAGAUUUCAAGUCAGUUCAGUACCUGAAACUGUUCCUCCUGCUGAUGUGUUACAAUCUACUGGUCCCAAUAUUGCAAAAAGAGCAAUAAGCAGUGUUCAACCACCUACCUCUCUCCCGGGUGGACUCUGGCGUUGGCCAAGUGACGGGAACAUUGCUGGAGACCGGACGAAUUCGAGGCGAAAAGGGGUGGUUCAGAGUCAGAAGGAUGGCAGAGGCGGCAGCCAUGGCACAGAGAGGCGGCAGCCGAGGACCCUCGGCUCUGGUGAGAUACCUUCUCGAAAAUUGACUCCAUACACUCCGUGGUUCUUCAGUAGUCAGCAGGAACCUGAAGAGGAACCGAUUAAAAACGAGACAAACAAUGAAGAGCUGAGGACGCUGUUGCUCAGGCAAAAAAUGGAGUUGGAAGCUCUGCAAAAAAAACAUAGAGAAGAGGUUGAAGCUUUAUGCAGGCAUCUCGCAUCGACCACAAAUUAUGCUGGUAACGGCCAUGGAAGCAUGGAAGGGUAUUGUACAGCACCGCAGUCUCCUGAACAGUCAUGCUCACGAGUAACUUCACCAAGCCUUUCGAUGAAUACUAUUAAUAAGACAGAAUCAACUGAUAAAAACUAACGCCUAGUCUUCUGAAUUUCCCUUACUUCUCUCCUGAUAUAUAUUUGAUUCCCUUCCCCCUUUAUAGUUCGCUCAGACAUAUAUUUAAUAAUAUUGUUAAUUUUAUAUAUAUAUUUAUUUAAAAGAAAGAAUGUAUAUUAAAUUUUUUAAUUGUUUCUCAUUUCUAAUUCAAAUAUCCUGUAUUUUUGUUGUUUAAAUUUAAAUUGUGAAUGUAAGAAAGAAAGUGAGAACAAAUUUAAUUGAAUAAACAGAGGUGUUUAAAUAAAUGAGCUUAACCGGAUUUAAGAAAAAAAUUAUUUAUUUAAUAUGAUACAAAAUAACUAGAAAAUUGUUUAUAUGAGUAUAUCACACAAUGUAAUUAAUUUAAAAAGCCUAGAAUUUUACGCUUGUCUUAUGCCUAGUCCAAAAGUAUAAGUAAAGAACUGGGUUUUAAAUACCCAAAAAAUGUCAUUUUAAAUUAUUUGAAAUAGCAGAAAGAUUUCCUGAUGCUUACAGUUCAGUUUUUGUACUGCAAAAUUGUAAAUACAGGGGUCAAAUUUUAGCUGCUGUUCUGCUUACACUUGCUUUCUUCUUUUUGCUGUUUAUUUUUCAGGAGGUACUGAAAAACAACAUUAGCAACAACGACGGAGAGAGCAAGAGCCCUUGUGUAGGUGUAAUUUACAAUACUGAAAUUACAGAAAAAAAAAAACUGUGCCUAAAAAUACACCCCUUGGAUGUUUUGUUGGAUUUGUAUAUGAUAUGUUUUUUCUUUUAAUUUUUAUUGAUAAAAUUAAUUCAAGACUGAAUGAAAAAAAUAAAUAAGAGAAGAUAUGAGGAAAGGUCUCUUUUUAGGAAAAUAUACAUUUUCAAGUGACUUAGGAAUUUUGGAAAAAAAUAACUAAAGUAUUAUAUUUGCAAAAAACUUUCUUCUACUGAAUACCCUUUAUAAUUAGAAAAUGUUAUUUAAACAAAGUUUACAACAUUGUAUAUAAAUUAAUUCCUCUUUUUUUCUAAUUAAAAUUUGAGUUUUUAAAACUUACUUGUAUAAAUUAAUAUAUUCAUUUAUUUCAAGAGAAAAACCUAGUUUUGUGGAACAUAUAUUUGAAUUAUAUGGUCAUUGUUUCAUUUAGGCUUUAUUUUACUGCAUUA
This is a messenger RNA of Cimex lectularius (bed bug), 9267 nucleotides long. Its product is annotated as serine/threonine-protein kinase WNK1-like. Gene Ontology annotation, biological process: intracellular signal transduction; negative regulation of sodium ion transport; protein phosphorylation. Gene Ontology annotation, molecular function: chloride channel inhibitor activity; potassium channel inhibitor activity; protein serine/threonine kinase activity. Gene Ontology annotation, cellular component: cytoplasm. Lineage: Eukaryota; Metazoa; Arthropoda; Insecta; Hemiptera; Cimicidae. The record is from RefSeq and is a predicted model, not a curated record. The transcript is spliced from 34 exons. The coding region runs from base 802 to 8139 and encodes 2445 amino acids.